AUGACCAAAGACAAGUCUAAUGUUACUUGCUAUAACUACGGAAAGAAAGGGCACUAUAAGCGAGAAUGUCGAAGCCCGAAGAAAGAGUGGAAGCUAGUCCCUAGAAAAGAAAUCGCGGACAUUGACAAAACUACUAAGAAUGUUACCGAAGUAGUAGCUACGAGCUAUGAAGAUAGGGGCAGUGACACGGAUAGUUUUGGACACGAUGGUAACGGUAAAGACAAACAAGUACUAUAUUCUGAACUGGUUACUGUGAACCUAGAGAUAGGUCUUGCUAAAUAG
This is a messenger RNA of Thermothelomyces thermophilus ATCC 42464, 282 nucleotides long. RefSeq lists its product as uncharacterized. Gene Ontology annotation, molecular function: zinc ion binding; nucleic acid binding. Lineage: Eukaryota; Fungi; Ascomycota; Sordariomycetes; Sordariales; Chaetomiaceae. Bases 1 to 282 code for a protein of 93 amino acids. The transcript has a single exon. The record is from RefSeq and is a predicted model, not a curated record.